AUGGCGCCAGAUAAAAAACGCGCAGGCGACGCAGAUGCAACCAGCACUAAAAAGGGAAAGCCACCUGCGAAGCCUGCCCCCGAGGAUCUGGAGAUUCAGAUGAAAAAGCAGCUCUUGCAAGAGCUGAAAACACUGAAGGCAGAAUGUGAAGGCGAGGCAAGACUCUUCCAUGAGAUUUCGUCAGAGAAAGAACAACUGAGCCACCUCUGGGUGAUGGAACAGAGUGCGGCUGAGGAAAGACACGAUCUUUUACGGAAGAAGAAAGACGAAAUCGUCGAUGAAGUCGAAUCAUUCGGGAUGGAGUUGAAGCUGUGCAAGCUGCGCAUCAAGCAGCUGCUAGCGGAACAAAGCGAGGAACAGACACAGUUAAAGAUCGACGCCGAGGCUGCUCUGAAGCUUCGAGAGGACGUCCACAGCAUGGUGCAGUCCCAGAACGCAAAAACCUCCCAGGCAAUAAAACGUUACUACGGAGAUAUCACGUCUUCCAACCUUGAGCUAAUCAAACGCCUCAAGAAAGAGCAUGCGGAUCUUAAACAAGCGGAGACACGAGAGGGGAAACGCAUGGCCGACUUAAUUGCAAAGAAUCGGGGUCUUGUGGAGCCGCUCCGGAAAACGACACAGGAGACGGAAAAGCUGCAACAUGAACUCCGGUUGUACGAGAUCGACAAAGCCAAACUUGCUGAAGCAAAGCAGAAAUUGGCCGAACAGGCAGCAACUCUUGCUAGGCUGGAACAGCAAGCAGAGAUCUUGGAGCAGCAAUCCGAGACGCUGAAAAAAACAAAAACCGAGUUUCAGCAGCGGUAUCAGAGAACAGUUUACGGCCUUCAACAGAAGGCCGGCUUGAAGACUAUGAUUCUCGAAAGAAAGCUCAAGGCUCUGGAGGAGGCAGAGGAAGUCGCCCAGGCCCAGGUUGAAGAGCUGCGGUAUCGUCAACAUAUCGAAAGCUCGGAUUUGGUCCCCCUGUCCAAAGGAGCCGAUGAACUACUUAAAGCCAAAGACGCGCUAGCUGACGAACUACGGGACGACAUAAAAACCUUGAAGGAUCUCCACGACAUGGCCGUCGAGCAGUACGCGAGCUGCAUGGCCUCCACUGGAGUCCCAGUCGACGAUUUACAAUUCGUGCCAAUCAGAUACUCGUGA
This is a messenger RNA of Neospora caninum, 1140 nucleotides long. Its product is annotated as GL15789, related. The record is from RefSeq and is a predicted model, not a curated record. Gene Ontology annotation, biological process: cell motility. Gene Ontology annotation, molecular function: small GTPase binding; microtubule binding. The coding region runs from base 1 to 1140 and encodes 379 amino acids. Gene Ontology annotation, cellular component: microtubule; motile cilium; Golgi apparatus. The transcript is spliced from 9 exons. Lineage: Eukaryota; Apicomplexa; Conoidasida; Eucoccidiorida; Sarcocystidae.